AUGUCAGAAACGAUGCCGAAGUCCUUGUGGAAUCCAGCAGGUAGAUAUGCAAACAACAGCAUCACGACAGAGGAACUGAUCGCGGUGUUCCCAUCACGCAAAAAAGAUAAAAAAAGCAGCAAAUGUUUGGUGUACACUUUGGCUAUCUUUGUGGCCAUCUUGUUCGUUUGCCUUAUUUUUGCAUUUGUCACUUUUCGCUUGGGAGAUCCCAAAAUUGAAUUCAAAUCAGCAAGGUUGAUGCAGAAGAGUAGCUCUACUAAUUAUCGUAACGUUUCUUCAACCUCUCCCUUUAAUGUGACCAUCAUUGCUCGCGUGUCCCUCACCAACCCUAACUUGGGUUCCUUCCAUUACGGGACCAGCACAGUGAGCGUGCUGUAUGGGACUUCCAGUGUGCGUGUUGGUGCUUCCAAAUUGAAAGGUGCGACCUUGGAGGCUAAGGAAACCAAAGAAAUGGACUUGACCAUUCAUAUGAGGUUCGGAAAGAAGGUAUUGGUAAAGGAAGAUGCACCCAAUAAUAUUCAUUCAGACAUGUUCAAACUCAGAAGCUACGCAAAAUUAAGUGGUACACUGCACGUGCUGAACAUGCUGAAGAAGAGAAAGACCAUUCAAAUGUCUUGCAUUUUGAACCUCAACUUCACCUCAUUUUCCACCCAACAUUUCCAGUGCUGA
Molecule: messenger RNA, 669 nt
Organism: Sphenostylis stenocarpa
Lineage: Eukaryota; Viridiplantae; Streptophyta; Magnoliopsida; Fabales; Fabaceae
Source: the annotation of a GenBank genome assembly